This is a messenger RNA of Microsporum canis CBS 113480, 741 nucleotides long. Its product is annotated as phosphatidylserine synthase. Gene Ontology annotation, biological process: phospholipid biosynthetic process. The coding region runs from base 1 to 741 and encodes 246 amino acids. Lineage: Eukaryota; Fungi; Ascomycota; Eurotiomycetes; Onygenales; Arthrodermataceae. Gene Ontology annotation, molecular function: phosphotransferase activity, for other substituted phosphate groups. The transcript is spliced from 5 exons. Gene Ontology annotation, cellular component: membrane. The record is from RefSeq and is a predicted model, not a curated record.
AUGUCGCGACGAAGCCCUGCAGCGGGCGGUAACAGCCCAGAGAGCUCUGAAACCCCCAAGGAUGCCGGUAUGAACUUCAACCUAAGAGCCGGCUGUCAGGACAAACAGAAGAUCCUUCUCUCCGCAGAUACAGGUCACUUCAGCUUGAUAAGGGCAUUGCACCUCGCUGAUUUUAUUACGGAACUAAAUGUCAUGUCAAUAUUUUCGUCGUUGAGAUUCUGCCUCGGGGAAUCACACCAACAUGGAAACAUCUGGAUGGCACUUGGCUUCAUCCCAUUUGGCCUCUUCUUUGAUUUCAUGGAUGGAAAGGUAGCUAGAUGGCGAAAAAAGUCGUCAUUGAUGGGGCAGGAGCUCGACUCUCUCGCGGAUCUGGUCUCGUUUGGCGUCUCUCCAGCUGUGGCAGCAUUUUCGAUCGGAAUCAGAUCGCCGGUUGACCACGUCCUACUUACUAUCUUUGUUCUUUGCGGUCUUACUAGACUUGCUCGGUUUAAUGUCACUGUUGCAACGCUUCCAAAAGAUAAGACAGGGAAGUCGAAAUACUUUGAAGGUACUCCCAUCCCGACAACAUUGGUCAUUGUGGGGAUAAUGGCGUACUGGCUAUCUCAAGGUUGGAUCUUGGAAGAUCUCCCGCUUGGAGUGAUGUUGCCAGGCACCUUAUUUGAAUUCCACCCUGUUGUUGGCAUGUUUCUUGUUAGCGGUUGCCUUAUGGUAAGCAGAUCUAUACAUAUCCCAAAGAUAUGA